Messenger RNA from Silurus meridionalis, 4522 nucleotides. It is a transcript of the gene dusp3a, whose product is annotated as dual specificity phosphatase 3a. NCBI's taxonomy places the organism in Eukaryota, Metazoa, Chordata, Actinopteri, Siluriformes, Siluridae. Gene Ontology annotation, cellular component: cytoplasm. The record is from RefSeq and is a predicted model, not a curated record. The coding region runs from base 270 to 881 and encodes 203 amino acids. The transcript is spliced from 3 exons. Gene Ontology annotation, molecular function: protein tyrosine/serine/threonine phosphatase activity; MAP kinase phosphatase activity. Gene Ontology annotation, biological process: negative regulation of MAPK cascade; protein dephosphorylation.
GACACACUGGUCCCUUUAAUGGCGCGCUCGUAGACUUGUUCGUCGGCGCGCGUGCCGCUCUUGGUGUUUCUCCACCACUUUCUCUCUCCGAAGUGUCUAAGCGCCUCGGGCGAAUCGGGGUGUGUCUGCACAAACAAGGAACCCACCGAGCGCAAACCACCACCACCAGUGGAGCUAAAAUUCAAACAACAAAUAAAAUAUGCAGCAUAAUGAAAAACUGACAAGCCGGAUCUGACACUUGUUUGGCUUUGGAAGGCAUCUAGAAAACCAUGAAGAAGCUGCACCACAGCCCCGCCAAGCUAGCGGCGGAAGUGCGCGUACCAGAAGGCGAGGCUACCGUGCAGCAACUCAACGAGCUUUUGUCCGACAGCAGCGGAUUUUACAGUUUACCGGCGCAACAUUUCAACGAGGUGUUUCCUAGGAUUUACAUAGGAAAUGCGUUUGUGGCCCAGAAUGUGAUGCGUCUUCAACGACUCGGCAUCACACACAUACUGAACACAGCAGAGGGCAACUCCUUCAUGCACGUGAACACCAACUCUGAGUUCUAUGCAGGAAGUGGGAUCACAUACCAUGGCAUAAAGGCCAAUGACACGGAACAGUUUAACCUCAGUGCCUUCUUUGAGGAAGGGGCCGACUUUAUUGAUAAGGCUUUGGCACACGCAAAUGGAAAAGGAAAAGUAUAUGUUCACUGCCGAGAAGGCUACAGCCGUUCCCCAACGAUGGUUAUUGCUUACCUCAUGCUGUACCAUAAAAUGGAUGUGCGAGUGGCGACGGCUACAGUAAGGCACAAGAGAGAAAUCGGGCCCAACGAUGGCUUCCUGCGCCAAUUGUGCCAACUCAAUGACAAGCUGGCCAAAGAGGGCAAGCUGAAGACUAAAUGACAGAUGGCACAUCUGUGACUCCUCUGGCAAAGAAAAGAUCUUACCAGGCUAGCAGCCAACUUCUUUCUCUCUCUCUCUCUCUCUCUCUCUCUCUCUCUCUCACACAUACCCCCCCCCCCCCCCCCACACACACACACAUAAAUACCCAUAAAAAUAUAAAUAACUAAAAGUCAGAUAUGUUUUAACAGAAUUGCUACAUUUUUAGCCUUGAAUACACACACACACACACACACACACACACAAACACACAAACACGCAAACACGUGCACACACACACACACACACACACACACACACACACACACAGUCAGUGUGUAGGUCUACAAAAUCUAACUAUGAGAAAUCUUCUGCUCCUCUCCCUUUUUUAUUUGAUCCCAAUUUCCCACAGUAAUAUAUGUAGCCACAUGCAAAAUACUUCUAUUUAAUAUAUUUUACAAUGUAUACAAUUUAUAUUUUGCAAUAUAUGACUUCUAUAAAAUAUUACAGUAUAUUCCAUAUACAUGUGGAGUGUAAAACACUCCUGCUGCCAUCUGUUUGUAUGUCUACCAUCUUUGGAGCUUUUUCGCCCAAUUUGCAUACAAUGGUGAAAUUUUAGAGCACAGUCACACCAAUGUCUGCCACUGCCGGAUUUUUCACAAUGAUCGAACCCAUUCCAUUUUGUAUAAGGCUGUAUAUGGAGGAAUUUCAGAAAGUAAACACACCUCUGUAGAAAAAGCACCAAAUUCAAAAAGAAUGAAUAUUUAUUUAAUUAAUUGCAGCUAAUACUGAUAUUUCUAACAAAAAUAAGGUUUAGACCACUGACAGGGUAUCACAAAAUUAUUUUUUAUGACAGCACUGCUUUUUUUUUUUUUUUGGACACAUGAAGUUAGUAUUCUUCAGCUAACACCGAUAAAAUGGAAAUAUCCGUAUUAGCCAUGAUACAGUGAAAAACAGGAACUGCAUAGAUGUGAAACGUCAGUUAAACCUCUACCAAUCCAGAAUAGCACCUGAACAUUUUAUCCUGCUCAAGAUCACAGUGAAACUGUAGUAUAACCAUAAAAAUCCAUAUGUUUGUAUGCUUGCUUAUAUAAAUCUAACUACCCUAUAUCAUGCAUCAAAUACAAGGUCAAGCCAUGCUUUAUAUAGGGCAUUACUAGCAUAUAUACUGUAUUCUAGUAAACUACUUUAAGCCAAUCUUAUUAUUGGGUCUUCCUCAUAGUCCUGAUAUAUCGAAAGUAGGAUUACAGUCAGGGACUGUACAAGAUGAUUAAAAUUGAGAGCACAAAAGAAAGACCUGAGCAUCAUUAGUCCACUGAGUGAAGCUCACAUGUUACAUUCAAAGCCCAAGGGGUUUUCUUGCGUAUUGUAAUGAUUAAGGACAGUCAUAAUUCACUUAGAACACACUAUAAAACUAGGCCACAUAAAACCAUAGAGCAUUUUCUCUUCCAGUAACUCCAAUUUCUAUAUUUAUAUGCAAUGCACAAAUAUACAUAUUCAUAUAGAUUAAUAGUUAGGUGUUGACAUAUAUGAAUGUAUAAUAAACUGUAUGUGCAUUACUAUACAGUAUAUGUUCUUAAACUAUUAUCCAACUUAUUGUAGCCAUGAUUCAUAUCAUGCUAACACACAUGGCCAAUAUUUAAAGAACAAAAUUAUAAUAAUCAUCUACAGCAGGGGUUUUCAUCUAACAGAUCAGUGUUUAUAACGGCAAAGGAGUUAAUUGGAUUGAAUUGUAAAAGCUACAAAAACAAAAGAAAAAACAUGACUUCUGUAGCAGUUUUUGUGUCGUGUCUUUCUGACUUUUCGGCAGCUCAACAUACCAGAUGUUAGCUAGAGACAAUAAUUCAACAAGCAGAUUUCUUAUUUAUGAGAUAAGAGAUAAGAAAGCAGAUGUUCUUGAAGAUAAGUGUUUACUUUGUUUUUGUAGAGAGAAUAAUCAUUUCAUGCAAGCACAUUAAAAAGUUGGUAUUCUCUACUAUGUAAAAAAAUUAUUCAAGGUUAAUAUUGAAAGGUCACUCGAGCGCACUUUUAUAAGCAUGACAUAAUGUAGUUGGACCUUUGACCUCAGCUGGACCUUAGCUGAAUACCCCUGCUCUAAAAUUUCAGGUAUUAUUUUAAAACGUUUACAGUUUUUUAAAAAGCUUUUAAACCACUAUAAGCAAUCACAUGUAUUUUUAAAUUAAUUUUUCUUUAAAAAUCUUGAUUAUACUGUACGUAAGAGGGCAAAAGUCUGUCUUCACAGUUAACACUGUCACAGGCUACCUCAAUGCAUCACCGCCAUCUGUCCUGUUUAGUUUUUCACACCAGUGUUCUGUACCAUAAUGUCUAUUUUAAUGCCAACAAAAUUGUAAUAAGAAAGUACUAACCUUAAACAUUCCUAUAUUGUAUUCUGGAGACAUAUGCUUUUUAAAACCUAACCUACUGUAGAUACUGAAAACCUUCUGCCGUUAUAAGAAAAAUAUAGUGUACUAAUGUGGAUGCCAAGUAAGUAUCCCUUCUUAAAAGUUUAUUAUGAUAAAAAUGUGUUUUCCUCGAUUAUUCAAAGUAACUCUCUUAUAAUUAAGACAAAAAAAAAUCUUCUUUCACCAUUAGAUAUGUGUAUACAAUAAAAAAGUAUGACAGAAUGGUUACCACUAUUUAAUGGACGCAAAAUAUUCAGAUGUGCUAUUUCUUGACCAAGAGCCCAGCCAGAUCUGAUACUUAUCUAAGUAAAAAUGAAUUAGUGAAGAGAUACACUGCCACCUUCCAUAGAAUUGUCAUUCAGUAAUAUUUAAUAUAGAAAUGUACUUUAAAUGUUUGAAGCUGGUAAUGAACUGCUGUAUGGCUUAAUGAUAUCAAGAGUGACUGUAAUGCUGCUUGGUAAUUUUUUUAUGUAAUAAUAUAUGUCUACUAUAGUGGUAUAUUGUUUUGUACUUAAAAGGAUUGCUCCUAGGAUGGUCGAUGUAAACCAAACUACUAAAUGCUAUGCUAUAUUUAAAGAGCUUAUCUGAUUGUCUUACCUGUGGUCUGCACUGAUCUUUGCUGAUGAAUCUAAUCAAAGUUAGUAUUGUAUACAUACAGUAUUUACUGAUCAGCACAAGUGUAACAAUGUUGUGUAUUGUCUGUACUUUUGUACUUUUUAGAAGUUGUCCUGUCUUACAUACUCACACCUACACCAACAUGUGUGUGCAUACACUUUAGAGUUAUGUGUUUUUCAUGCUCUGUUAUUCCAGAAUGAUUGUACUCAAAUAAGAAUCAAAUAAGAUGACCCCAGCAGUAUACUGUAAAACAUAGUUACAAUGAUGUUAUUAUAUACUUUAAUAUGUUCUUCAGUUGGUUUUGGCACACAUUUUCACACUGCCAAAUAGUUGUUUGGAUUGACACACAUGAGGCACAUCUCAAUCUGUGUUAAGUUCAAUCUAUGUAAAAAAAAACAACAACCCAAAAUUAAACCUCUUAUGAAUAAUACACUGUAGAAGAGGGAGUAGGACAUACAAGCUGUCCUGUAAUCCCACCAUAAAGCCUUACUUUUAAAGUACUCACUCCACAAAGCAAAGCAUACAGCUUAUUACAAACACUUUAUAUAUUGAAGUGCACUUGAUUUUAAAUUACUGAUGUGUUUCCUGCUUUGGGAAUAUUGUAUUUAUGUCCAGCUGUUGAACAAUAAAUUGCUAAAUUAAAAAAUA